AUGGCAAUGCUUAAUGAGGCCAGCUUGAGUCCCGUGGAUGCACAUGCAACCACACCUACGCACAGCAAGGUUGCGGUGCCCAGUGCCACCACAAUGCUGACCACAAAAACGCCGUUCUCCAUCGAGCAUAUAUUGUUUCAAAAUUUAAAUAGUGCCAAUAAUAACAGUAGUAGUAAUAGCCAUAAUUAUGGCCACAGUCAGAAAGGCAGCAGAAAUGCAGUAAAAAAUGCCAGAAGCGGCAGCUUUGCCCACGACAAUAAUCCACAUAAGCAUCCGUCGCAACACUCGCUCCCAUCGCCUUCGCAUCCGUCGGCAUCCUCUUCCGCGGCUACUACAACGCGCAGCGAACAGGGAGCAUCGGGAUAUGGGAAUGAUAUUUACCCCAAGUCCUUGCACAACACUCAACGCGUUGGCCAACACUCACGUUCAGGAGCUUCUCAUUAUAGUACUGAUCAAACGGCACAGCCAAUGGGUUCUACGACAGGACAUCCGCCGCCUCCACCAGUACCAACGUCGCAUCCACCGCCUCCUCCUCCACAGAAUGGAGGAACUGGAGCACCCAAUGGAGUUCUAUAUCCCAAUGCACCGUACACGGAUCAUGGAUUCCUCCAAAUGACUCUCGGAUAUCUGUCUCCAUCGUCGGGCACUUACAAAUCCGUAGAUCCAUAUUUUCUCUCCCAAGCCAGCCUUUUCGGGGGAGCGCCCUUCUUUGGAGCACCCGGCUGCGUGCCGGAGCUGGCCCUCGGCUUGGGAAUGGGUGUGAAUGCUCUGCGUCACUGCCGUCGGAGGAAAGCCCGCACGGUGUUCAGCGAUCCGCAGUUGUCCGGCCUGGAAAAGCGUUUCGAGGCGCAACGCUACCUGUCAACACCAGAACGGGUGGAAUUGGCCACGGCGCUGGGACUAAGCGAGACGCAGGUGAAAACCUGGUCAAAUCGUCGCAUGAAGCAUAAGAAACAAUUGCGUCGGCGUGAUAAUACCAAUGAGCCCGUUGACUUCUCACGCACCGAGCUGGGCAAACAGGCAGGGGAAGCCACCUCCUCCUCCGUGGACACCAAGCUCGCCAAGUUGAAUUCUGGGUCCGGCGGAACGCCUACUCAGCAUACAAACGAACAUCAGCAACUGCAAAUGUGUCUCAUGCAGCAGGGAUACUCCACGGAUGAUUAUUCGGACCUCGAGGCGGACACCGAGGACGACGAGGACAAUUGCAGCGAUGUGGACAUUGUUGGGGACUCGAAACUCUAUCAGUUAACAUAGACGGUUUGAUCGACACCAAAUAAUUCGACCUAAGCUAGAUUUUGUUAAAUUUUA
Messenger RNA from Drosophila serrata, 1308 nucleotides. It is a transcript of the gene bsh, whose product is annotated as brain-specific homeobox. Gene Ontology annotation, biological process: regulation of DNA-templated transcription. Lineage: Eukaryota; Metazoa; Arthropoda; Insecta; Diptera; Drosophilidae. The record is from RefSeq and is a predicted model, not a curated record. Gene Ontology annotation, molecular function: DNA-binding transcription factor activity, RNA polymerase II-specific; DNA binding.